Sorex araneus (European shrew) is the source of this 1667-nucleotide messenger RNA. It is a transcript of the gene KCTD13, whose product is annotated as potassium channel tetramerization domain containing 13. Gene Ontology annotation, cellular component: Cul3-RING ubiquitin ligase complex. Gene Ontology annotation, molecular function: protein binding; ubiquitin-protein transferase activity. The record is from RefSeq and is a predicted model, not a curated record. NCBI's taxonomy places the organism in Eukaryota, Metazoa, Chordata, Mammalia, Eulipotyphla, Soricidae. The transcript has 6 exons. Bases 166 to 1152 code for a protein of 328 amino acids. Gene Ontology annotation, biological process: protein homooligomerization; protein ubiquitination; proteasome-mediated ubiquitin-dependent protein catabolic process.
GGCGCCGCCGGCGCGAUGGGGCUGAGGGCCGGUGCCGCGGCGUAGCGGCGGGGUAAGGGCGAGCGCGCCCGAGGCUCUGGCCCCACGGCUCCGACCCCCGGGCCGCUGGGAGCGGCCGGCGGGCGGGAAGAGAACCUCCGAUCGCCGCCCGCUGCAGCCGCGGGCAUGUCGGCCGAGGCGUCUAGCCCGGCGGCCGAGGCCCCGGCCCUGGAGGUCCCCAAGCCCUCGGCUCUCGAGCCCGGCGCCGCCGCCCACGGUCUGGGGCCGCUGACCCCCAACAGCAAGUACGUGAAGCUGAACGUGGGCGGCUCGCUGCACUACACCACGCUGCGCACCCUCACCGGGCAGGACACCAUGCUCAAGGCCAUGUUCAGCGGCCGCGCCGAGGUCCUCACGGACGCCGGAGGCUGGGUGUUGAUUGACCGGAGCGGCCGUCACUUUGGUACCAUUCUCAACUACCUGCGGGACGGGUCUGUGCCACUUCCUGAGAGUACCAGAGAACUGGGAGAGCUACUGGGUGAAGCACGUUACUACCUGGUGCAGGGCCUGAUUGAGGACUGCCAGCUGGCGCUGCAGCAAAAAAGGGAGAACCUGUCCCCGCUGUGCCUCAUCCCCAUGGUGACUUCUCCCCGGGAGGAGCAGCAGCUCCUGGCCAGUACCUCCAAGCCCGUGGUGAAGCUUCUGCACAACCGGAGUAACAACAAGUACUCCUACACCAGCACUUCAGACGACAACCUGCUUAAGAACAUCGAGCUGUUUGACAAACUGGCCCUGCGCUUCCAUGGGCGGCUGCUCUUCCUCAAGGAUGUCCUGGGGGACGAGAUCUGCUGCUGGUCUUUCUACGGGCAGGGCCGCAAAAUCGCUGAGGUGUGCUGCACCUCCAUCGUCUAUGCUACAGAGAAGAAGCAGACCAAGGUGGAAUUCCCAGAGGCUCGAAUCUUCGAGGAAACCCUGAACAUUCUGAUCUACGAGACGCCCCGGGGUCCAGACCCAGCUCUCCUGGAGGCCACAGGGGGUGCCGCUGGAGGUGGCGGGCCAGGCCGAGGGGAGGACGAGGAGAACCGGGAGCAUCGUGUCCGCAGGAUCCACGUCCGGCGGCACAUCACCCAUGACGAGCGUCCUCAUGGCCAACAGAUUGUCUUCAAGGACUGACCUUUGACCCUUGACCCUCUCUUCUUCCUGCCACUGGGACCAAGCACCUUCCCCUUUCUAAACCUUUUACCACGACUUUGCUGGCCAAGUCGGGGGCUCUCCUCUGUCCUCCACUGCAUGAUACAGUUCACUUUGGCCCUUUUCCAGUCCUUCCCCUGUCAGUGCUAAUCACAUUGUAUUCUCCCACCCCUCCUCUCAGUUGGAGCCCUUCAGAAGGCCCUACGUUUGUUCCCUUGUCCUGCUCCCUUUCCUAGAAUGACUUAGAAACUCUCUCUCCCUCCCCCCCAGUACAUACAUGCCAAAGUGAUGAGCAGCCCUUCGUGACCCCACCCCGUCUGCGCUGCUUCCCCGCUGCUGUCCGGGUAGUUGGUCUCCUGAUCCUUGCCCCACCUUCGUCCUUCCUCCUUAACUUUGUACGAGGCUGGCCAGGGUCUGCACCAGCCAAGCUGUCUUCUCAGUUUGUUUCAUAUUAUUUAUUAUUUUAAUUUUCUAUUAAAUUAUUGGAAUAAAGUUGA